GAUUCCGCUUCCUCUCAUAAAAGAAAACCCCUCUUUUCAUUCUCUUCGUAGUGUAAGAGCAAAGAAAAUGGUAGGCGGAUCCAAAUCGAAUCCACCAAAGCCUAGGAAGAGAGUGGACGCUGCUUCAACCGCUGCCCCUGCCGCCUCUCUUGUGCGUGCCAAAGAUGGCAGUGCUUUUGCCAAAUGUGAUGAGUGUAACAAAACUGUACCAGUGGCUCUUAUUAGUAUGCAUAACUGUAGCCUGGAUACCAAAAUCAAAAUGAAUUUGGAGGCUCAAGUUAUUGAGAAGUCUGCUGAAGUGAAGAAGAAAACUGCAGAAAGAAAGAAGCGUUCAUCAACAGAAUCAAGUCCGAGAAAGCUGAAGAAGUUAAAGAAGGGCAAAGAUCCUAAUGCCCCCAAACGUCCUCCUACUGCCUUUUUUUUGUUCAUGGAUGACUUUAGGAAAUCUUACAAGGAAGCUAAUCCAGAUGCAAAGGGUGUUACAGGGGUUGCAAAGGAAGGUGGUGAGAAAUGGAAGUCUAUGUCAGAAGAAGAAAAGAAGCCUUAUAUUGAUAAAGCUGCUGAGCUCAAGGCAGAAUACGAGAAGGCUUUGGAGGAAGCCAACAAUGCUGACAAUGAAAAUGAGGAAGAGGAAGGAGGUUCGGAGAAGGAAACAUCUGCUUCUGAAAAGGAGAAAGAAGUGUUAGAUGAUUAUUAGUCAGUGGAAUAGUUUUUUUCCCGCAAGAAUUUCUUGUUUUUAUCUUGUGGCUGUUCUGUAAAUUUUUGAAUGUCCUUUUUAAGCUAAUGGAUUCUAGCAUGUGUCUGGAUAUGUUGAGAAUCAUCAUUUUUUCACUUUUCUAAUCAUGUUAUAUUGUCUUCUUUGACAUGUGAAAGCUGAAACAAGUGCUUCU
This is a messenger RNA of Durio zibethinus, 890 nucleotides long. Its product is annotated as high mobility group B protein 7-like. NCBI's taxonomy places the organism in Eukaryota, Viridiplantae, Streptophyta, Magnoliopsida, Malvales, Malvaceae. Gene Ontology annotation, biological process: polar nucleus fusion. Gene Ontology annotation, cellular component: nucleus. The record is from RefSeq and is a predicted model, not a curated record. Gene Ontology annotation, molecular function: DNA binding.